UCCCCCACCCCCGUUCCUGGACCCACCAGUGGGGUCUGGAUCCCACUGUGCCGUCGCCGCCUCUUUUUUCGACGCCUUCGCCGCCGCCUGUAGAGGCGACCUAGUCGGGAGUUCCGCCGCCGCUGCCAGAAUGGAUAGAAUGACAGAAGAUGCUCUUCGCCUGAAUCUUUUGAAAAGGAGUUUGGACCCGGCAGAUGAGCGAGAUGAUGUCCUGGCAAAACGCCUCAAAAUGGAGGGUCAUGAGGCCAUGGAACGUCUAAAAAUGUUGGCCCUUCUCAAAAGGAAAGAUUUGGCAAACCUUGAGGUGCCACAUGAGUUACCUACCAAACAAGAUGGCGGUGGUGUCAAGGGUUAUGAAGAGAAACUCAAUGGGAAUCUCAGGCCUCAUGGAGACAACAGGACUGCUGGAAGGCCAGGCAAAGAAAAUAUCAAUGAUGAGCCUGUGGAUAUGAGUGCUAGACGGAGUGAGCCAGACCGAGGAAGGCUAACUCCUUCCCCAGACAUAAUUGUUUUGUCUGAUAAUGAGGCUUCCAGUCCCCGGUCCAACUCCCGGAUGGAAGAAAGACUCAAAGCAGCCAACUUAGAGAUGUUUAAGGGGAAAGGCAUUGAGGAACGGCAGCAGCUUAUCAAGCAGCUGAGGGAUGAACUACGAUUGGAAGAGGCUCGUCUGGUGCUGUUAAAGAAACUGAGACAGAGUCAGCUACAGAAAGAGAAUGUGGUCCAAAAGACUCCAGUUGUACAGAAUGCAGCAUCUAUUGUUCAGCCAUCUCCUGCACAUGUGGGACAGCAAGGCUUAUCUAAGCUUCCUUCCCGGCCUGGGGCUCAAGGGAUUGAACCUCAGAAUUUGAGAACAUUACAGGGUCAUAGUGUCAUCCGUUCAGCAACCAACACUACCCUUCCACACAUGUUGAUGUCUCAACGUGUUAUUGCACCAAAUCCAGCCCAGCUUCAGAAUCAACGGGGGCCACCGAAGCCUGGCAUUGUACGCACCACAACACCUAACAUGAAUCCUGCCAUCAGUUAUCAACCACAGUCAAGUUCCUCUGUUCCCUGUCAGCGCACAACAUCUUCUGCCAUCUAUAUGAACCUCGCCUCCCAUAUCCAACCAGGGACUGUGAACCGAGUGUCCUCACCACUUCCUAGCCCCAGUGCCAUGAGCGAUGCUGCCAACUCACAGGCUGCAGCCAAACUGGCUCUUCGAAAACAGCUGGAAAAGACAUUGCUGGAGAUACCACCUCCAAAACCUCCUGCUCCCUUGCUUCACUUCCUGCCUAGUGCAGCCAAUAGCGAGUUCAUCUACAUGGUAGGCUUGGAAGAAGUCGUCCAGAGUGUCAUUGACAGCCAAGGCAAAAACUGUGCCUCACUUCUGAGGGUCGAACCCUUUGUAUGUGCCCAGUGCCGUACAGAUUUCACCCCUCAUUGGAAGCAGGAAAAGAAUGGGAAGAUCCUCUGUGAGCAGUGUAUGACUUCAAACCAGAAAAAGGCUCUAAAAGCUGAACACACCAACCGGCUGAAAAAUGCUUUUGUUAAAGCUCUACAGCAGGAACAGGAAAUUGAACAGCGAUUACAGCAGCAGGCAGCACUCUCCCCUACUACAGCUCCAGCUGUAUCCAGUGUCAGUAAACAGGAGACCAUCAUGAGACAUCAUACACUUCGGCAGGCUCCACAGCCCCAGAGCAGCCUCCAGCGUGGUAUUCCCACAUCUGCCCGAUCCAUGCUUUCAAAUUUUGCACAGGCACCUCAGUUGUCUGUGCCAGGUGGCCUCCUUGGUAUGCCAGGUGUCAACAUUGCAUAUUUGAACACUGGCAUCGGAGGACAUAAAGCCCCCAGUUUGGCAGACCGGCAGCGUGAAUACCUUUUAGACAUGAUCCCUCCCCGGUCUAUAUCUCAGUCCAUCAGUGGACAGAAAUAACGCCUGUCCACUUAUGCUGCCCAUCCUUGAACCCUUUGCCCAUUUCUCCUAUUGCCCCCCAACUUCCGUCGCAUGCAGUGCCUGUACUGGUGCCUACCAUACACGGAAAGCAAAACCGAAAAAACAGAAGACAAAAAUAGACAUCAACAAGAAAACACACGUCCCGCCCUGCCACCUCCCCUUAUUUCACACUGCUGCGAUCUAUCCUCCUGCUGCUCUGUCUUCUCUCUUCGAUUUCCUUUACCGGUGAGGUGGAUCUUUGCCUCUGAUAGAGGUCUGAAUGAGGUCCUGGGGAGAAUCUAAGUCCUUUGAUGUGUGUUUCUAAAGUUUGUUUAUGCUAUAAUUAUUAUUAUCAUUUUUAAUUAUAUUGUGUGUCUUCCCUUUGUUCUGUGGACGGUUAACACCCCCAUCUUCUGUUUUCUUUCCUUCCCUAUCUCCAUUCUGCUAUUGCUCCCUUUUUAAAAAAAAAUACAAAUGAUAUACAGUUCAGUGACCACAUGCAGAGUGCAAUGGAUCCUCGGCUGCCCUGUGGGACAUAACUGAGAGUGUUAGGGACACUCAACCUGACUUGUGGAAUAGGUAUCAUCAUCGUGCAAGUAGGACUAGCAUCCCAGCUGUGGUUGGUCAGGAUCUGGACAGUGUGAGAGGCUCUUUAAGAAUAAGGAAAAGAGCUUGGAGGGAGAAGCUUAAAACAAAAAACUACCUGUAGGGAGAUUGGGGGAAGAGAUGUGACAUAAAUUAAUAGUGUCCCAAAGAGGAUUGCGACCAGGCCCUGGCCUUUUGUUGCUGGGGGAAUAAGAUGAUCUUCUGACCCCAGUGAGGAUACAGAAGUCUGUUCCAGGCCAACCAUCCCAAGAUUGUUCAUUUUAUUUUCUUUGUAAAAAUUGUCUCCCAUCACAUCUUCCUACCCUCUUAACAAAUAUUAAUCUUUCUUCUAACUGUAGUCCCAGAGGAGUGGCUGCUUCCAGCUGCUGGUGGCUGGCUGUCCUAGAAGUUGGAAUAGGUGUAAGUGAAUCACGUGACAGAAGGAGAGGUUUCUCCCAGCAGUCAAGAUCCUUGCAUUUUUCUAUCUCUUUGCCCUCUUGAAUGCUGAGAGAUAUGGCUGUAGCCCCUAAUCAGGUUGGUGUCCUGUUCCACCUUUGCUAUGCUGACUAUAGAUCCAACUCCUCAGAGCCAAGCAACUUUUGUCAAACCAGCUUUGGACCUCAGCUAUACAAGUAUUGUCUUCCCCAAGCUCCUUUCCCCAAAAUUUUAAUAAUUUUGCUGUUUUUGUUUUUUUUUUAUUUUUAUUUUUUUCUUAGGCGCUACUAAUGUAGAGAAUGAAUUGAAUUGUGCAAUGUUGCUGUUGUGGGGUUAGGGAGGUUAGCAUCCUGUUUGCCCACACUGUGGCAAGGAGGUGGGGACCAAGCUGUUGUGAGGUAAGGGAAGCCUGAAAAUGAAGGGUUUCUGUUCUCCUCAGAGUGUGUGUGCACCUGCCUCUACAGCGCUAGAUGCCGCCAGAGUGUACUGGGGACGCUCUGAGCAGGUGUAUGAGGAGUUGUGUGAUAUUUUGCCCUUGAUAGCCACCUGAGGAAAUUCCCUCAUUUUUAUUUUUAAAAACUAAAUAAUUUUUUUAAAGUAAGAAGGCACUUUUAAAGUUAUUCACACACAAACUGCACACCUUUCCCAUAAAAUUUGGGGGUAGGGUGGAAAAGGAAGCUGAAAUCAAGCUCAGUUCCCCUACUCUGGUCUUUUCACAAUACUCCAGUGCCACUGUGGGUGAUUAUACUGGCCCUACGGGCCUUCCUGGCUUUUCCUUUCCUUCAGAUUCAUUGAGCACUUAAAGGAGCGGAGACACAACUGUGUCUGGACUCCGCAGUGGGGAAGUGACCUGGAAGCUAGAUGCUAGUAACAAGUAGUUUGAGCAGGUCAUUUCAAGUAUUUUUCUGGGGAAUGUGGUGCCCCUGACUGUAAGUGGUGGGGAGGGAGGGGGGCUAAUGGAGCUGGGUCUGGGAUUAUUUUAAAAUUAUAUACAUAUAUAUAUAUAAUAAAGAUAUAUUCUUACAUCUUUUCUUUGCCCUCUGUGCUUUGAAAGCACUGGAUAAAUUGACCUUGUUUUUCUCUUCCACAAAAUGGGAAGUUUCUUUUUCCUCCACUUUUUAAAUGUUUUUCUUAGCAGUCAUCUUGCCUUGUGGCAUGUCUUCUAACCUCUCCCUACCCCGUGAUGAAGUGCCAUUUCUGUUAAGUCUCCCUGAUCCCCAGCUCAGAGGUGCUCAUAGGUACAAGGUGCCCAAGUUUGUCAGUUAAGAUGAAAAGGAACAGAGAGUGUGCAAUACUGUCCGGCUGGGCCGUCCCUGCCCGAGCUAGGCUCUCCCUGGGAGCCAGGCCACUUUGAGUAGGGUUUGGAAGUAAGAUUAUAGAAAUGGGGAAUGGUGGGGAAGGAAAGCCCAUAUAAUACAGUGCCUGUUUAGGUGCUGAGGCCAUAGGGGAGAGGGGAGAGUCUUCCCUGUUUUUAUCCCUUCAGGGUCAGUUACAUAGAAGCUGCUUAUUGACUAGUAUAGCUCUGCAGCCCUUUGCUCAGUUGCUGAGGUUUGAUUUCUCCUCUUUUUCCCCAUCUUCAUGUCCUUCCCAGGAACUAGUGAGAGGGGUGAGAUCUUUCUUAAUCAUGGUAAAGUGUUAGCCUCCAUCUCCUCCCUUAAUCCUGCCCCUGUCCCCUUUCUUAAGCCUCUACAUUUUACAGCAUUGAUUGCCUUGUGUCCUUCCAACCCUUUUUUUUAACUCUCACCCUCAGGCUGCGGGCCUUUAGAUACUAACCCUCAUGCCCAAAGGAUAGGAGGAAAGGCCCUGAGUUCAGCUGUCCUUUACCAUUGGACUUUGGCUCCCAGGUGUCAGUAGAGUGAGGAUCCAACCAGUACACUCUGGCUUCCUCUAGACCCUGAGGCACUAAAAGCUGUCACUCUGCACGGUGUCUUACUCUGUAGAAACCUGGAAAGGGUGGUUUAGUGGCAAGGCUGGGGUAAAAUUAGGAGACAGAGGUCCUUAUUUGUCAGUUUAUUUUGUCACUGACCGUAGCAUCUGAACUCCCUCCAUCGCUGAAUAAGUAUUUUUCCUGCAUUUUGGGAUAUAUGUAUGGUAGACAUUUCUUUUUAAAGACACCAAGAUAAAUGUUUUCCUGCCUUGGUUAUCUUUCCUCGCCCCUUUAAAAGGAAUUAGCUAUAGAACUGCUUUGUAAAGAUGCUUCUUGGUAUUUUACUUUUGUUCCUUUCCCUAAGCCAUUCCCAUUCCUCCCUUUUUUCUAGAAGGCAUAAUCCUUCUCUCCACAGCCCCUUCCCCAACUCAUCCUAGGUUCCCUUCCUUUUUAUCAAGAUCUUCAUUAGCUUAUGAUAUUUGCUGCCGAGAUGUUAUAACAAGGACUCAUUCGUGUAUAUAAGCUAUUUCUUGAUCCAUUUAAAAGGAAUUGUACAUUGUGUAGGAAAAAAAAACUGAAAAAGAGAAAAAAAAAGCCCUAGCCAUGGAUAUUGUGAAACUGUGUUAUGUCAUUUUGUAAUGUGCCCGUUUGUGUAUGAUCCGUGCAAAAGGGUUUCUGGGGAAGGGGAGGGUGUAGGGAGACAGGGCUGUGGAGGGUGGAGAGAGGAGUGGGCCGGGCCCAGCACACUGAGACUGGCAGCUGCUCCAACCCCAUCCCUCCUUAAAGAUGCCACCUCCCCCACCACCCACCCCUAAUUUGUGCCUUGCCCUCCCCACCCUGGAGUAAUCCCUCCAGGUCACCAGCACUGCCUUGGCAGAGCCCACUCCCUACCCUAACCUGCCCACUCUUCCUACCCCCAGCAUUAGGUUGAUACUGUGGGGAAGUGCUGGAGGUUGGGAGGUAGCCGAGGAAUGGGGCAGUUCCUGGGGGCAUUGAAACCAAGUAUUAUUAUGAAUUGUAAUUGUAUUUGCACUGUUUUCCCCCCUCUGAUUGCAUCAGCAUAUAUACAAUAUACCUAUAUAACAAAAUCCAGUGUCAAAGCUUUCUUAUGCAAGGGAUUUCCCCCAACCUUCAGAAAAAGAACCUCAUGGACCUCUGAAAGGGUGGAUUGUCAAGAGAUAGUAGGAAGGAAGGGUUUUAGGCAUCCUAAGGAAGUUACCUACACCAUUCCAGGUUGUGUGCAUUGAGGUGAGGCUUGCUGCUGUGAAUUACAGGGCUCUAGGGCCAGGAUUGUAGAAAAUAAGAAUCCAAGACACACGAAGGCACGGUGUGGAUGCCUGGAACCUACAGACUUGCUGUGUGAUCUUUGGUGGAGCUCAGUGCCUUCAGCCUGUGAUGUGAGGGAGGAAACCACUGGCCUCCACACUUAAGAUCCCACAGUUCUUUUCCCACCUGCCCAAAACCAAAAAGCGCCUGAGGUGAGGGAAGUACUGGACUGCAAGACAAAGGAGGAACUGAAAGGAACUUGUUGGUCUGCUGUUGGCAAUGUCUUUGGAAAGUUGCCAGUCCCUGCUUCAGUAUUGAUGUAGGGAGAGGUGGCAGUAUGUGUAGGCUAUUAAACCAGUGACAUCUUGGUCCUUGUGUUCUAUCCGUGUCAUGACAGGGACCAGGCUCCAAGCCUCACCUUGUACUCAGAAUCCUUAAGAAUGGUUAACCAGUGAAUGCCCACCAGGUUGGUAGCCAAGUUGCUGUCUUUGUGAGCUAUAGGUGUGGAAUUUACCUCAUCUUGGUGACAAGGAGAGCUCAGAUGUGGCCCACAUCUUUCCUUCCCUCAGAUCUCAUCUGAGCCCCUACAGGCAACUGUUGACAGUCCGUCUCCUUCAGAGGCCCAGUUUAUUCCUCAUUUCCUGGGCUGAGUGUUUCUACUCUCUUAAGUUAUUGACUCUGACGCCUGGAGAGAGCAUAGGUUGAUGGGUGAGGCCUUGGUGAAGGUGGAGGAUAG
Messenger RNA from Microtus oregoni (creeping vole), 6801 nucleotides. RefSeq names its product GATA zinc finger domain containing 2B (gene Gatad2b). Gene Ontology annotation, molecular function: zinc ion binding; sequence-specific DNA binding. Bases 131 to 1912 code for a protein of 593 amino acids. NCBI's taxonomy places the organism in Eukaryota, Metazoa, Chordata, Mammalia, Rodentia, Cricetidae. Gene Ontology annotation, biological process: negative regulation of transcription by RNA polymerase II. The record is from RefSeq and is a predicted model, not a curated record. Gene Ontology annotation, cellular component: NuRD complex. The transcript is spliced from 11 exons.